Molecule: messenger RNA, 8205 nt
Organism: Salvelinus fontinalis (brook trout)
Lineage: Eukaryota; Metazoa; Chordata; Actinopteri; Salmoniformes; Salmonidae
Product: fibrinogen-like protein 1
Exons: 7
Coding region: 6021-7505 (494 amino acids)
Biological process (GO): regulation of immune response; negative regulation of T cell activation
Source: RefSeq, a predicted model, not a curated record
CUACUGUGCGUGUACCCUAUCUGGCUAGCCAACAAUUAACUUGCCAGACCCAUUGAAUGCACCCACCAAAGUCUAAAUUAGUCCUUGAUAAGAUGGAAAGAAUGAAAAUCAGCAGUGGAUUUCUAGGUCAGCACAGGAUUCGAGGUCCAGAUUUAAAUUUGCCUGAGCUAGAACCAUGAACUCCAGUGUCCCAGCCUAGUAGAUCUGAGUAACAGAAUGUGGAGUUGGCUAUCACUUGCAUGCUAACUUAAUCUAAUGAUACAUUUAUAAACCAAACAACCACAUCUGACCAUUGGUCAGGUGGUUUGAAGUUGUAGUUUGUGACAUAGAUUCACUCACUCAUUUGUCAUCCUUCUGACAGAGAAUGGCAAUGUCUCACUUUCUCCAGGAGAGGGAAUCCUCUGCAUGCAAACUUGCAAUUUGACUGAGGAUGACCACAACACUUUUAGAAUGCACUGUGCUGGAGGCAAGCGCCAAAUUCCCAGGAGUCAAACAAGAGCAUGUUGGGACGGUAUUCAUGAAAUGGGCACAAUGAGCAGUGGGACCAACACUGCUCUCAAGUCAGAGGCAGACACUGAGGGAAUGAUCCAGACAAAACAGCAGUCAGGAGCUGAACACAGUGAAGGUGUCUUCCUAAGUCUGAACCCAAUUGUUUUUUGUUUUUUUUAAUUCGGCCUCCCAGACGCCGAAGACUCCUCGUGUUCCUACGCCACAGACACCAGAAGACAGUCGACGCAGUUCUCAGACACCCCAGCGAGAGCAGCACCGCCACUGCAUCGAUGCCAGCAUAGCUCCAAUACAGAUUCCCCCAAGACAGGCAAGGAACCGCUACACUGCGGCAAGACUUUAAGCCGAUACCCAGUGCUAGAGGCACAUGAAAGCGUGUACACAGUGGAGAAGACGUAUAUGUGCGACGCGUGCGGCAGGGGUUUUCGCAAGUCGGAAAUCGCAACAUGCACCUAAAGCUCUGUGGCACCCACAUUGGGUUUCCCUGUGACCUCUACUAGUCAGGGUCAAUAAUGCUGGUCAAUAAUGCCGGCAUCAACAGGCUUUUGUCUGUAUGUCACCCAGCAUCAAUUGGAGGUAGCUGUAGUUGGAUACAUGGCAUCUCUACGCCAGCCAGCUCUCCCUCAGACACUUGCCUGGAGGCCUGGUCACAUCAAAUACCUCGGGGCAGAAUCACAUCAGCAUGUAAACACACCUCACUUCUGGAGCGAUCAGACCAUUCAGGCCACACCUCUGAACACACCUUACUACAGCUCACCGUAACUAUCAUGUGAACCAGCGGUAUUCAAAUCUUACCCUAUAAGGUCUAGAGCCUGCUGGUUUUCUGUUUUACCUGAUAAUUAAUUGCGCCCACCUGGUGUCCCAGGUCUAAAUCAGCCCCUGAUUGAAGGGGAAGAAUGAAAAAGACAACAGUGGAACUGGCUUCGACAUCUGGGGGGGUCCGUAUCCACAAAGUGUCUCAGAGUGCUGAUCUAGGAUCAGUUUAGCCUUUUAAUUCAUAAUGAAAAAGACUGAAUGGACAGGUACAUUUAUUAAAAACACAUUCCACCAUAUACUAAUAUAUAUUUUGAUAUGAGGAAGAAAAGCCUUAUGCAUGUAUUUUAUUUAACUAGGCAAGUCAGUUAAGAACCAAUUCUUAUUUACAAUGACGGCCUAGGAACAGUGGGUUAACGACCCUGUUCAGGGGCAGAACGACAGAUUUUUACCUUGUCAGCUCGGGGAUUCGAUCUAGCAACCUUUCGGUUACUGGCCCAAAGCUCUAAACACUAGGCUACCUGCCAUCCUGAACAGUGAAUUCCAAAAUGAUUGACACACUUGAUAAAGAUGAGUAAAAAUUACUGUAUGAAAUAAAUAAUUAAAAUACUGAGCUAUAUUGUAUACAAAAAAAGGGGGUAAAUUAUAUUAUUUUAUAAUAAUACAAUUGCGCAGGGAAAGAUUUAGUUUAACAAGUAAUAUUUUGCUUUCUCAAAAAGGGUAGAGGUCCAAAUUAUUGACACCCCGGUUUUCAAUACGUCACCUUGCGAGGAUAACAGCACUGAGCCUUUUUCUAAAUUGUUUUAUGAGUUGAAGAACACAUUGGGAUCUUAGACCGUUCCUCCAAACAGAAUCCUUCCAGAUCCUUGAUAUCCUUCGCCUGCGCUUAUGAACUGCCCUCUUCAAUUCAAACCACAGGUUUUCAAUGGGUUUCAAGUCCAGAGACUGAGAUGGCCAUUGCAAAAUUAUGAUUUUGUGGCCAAUUAACAUGGAUUUUUAAGAGUGCUUGGGGUUAUUGUCUUGCUGGAAGAUCCACUUGCUGUCAAGUUUCAGGCUCCUAUAUCUAACAUUUCCAGGUGCUAGUUAACGUUCAUGAUGCCGUUGGCCUUAACAAGGGCCCCAACGACCAGUGAUCGUGCAUACACAAUCCCUCUCAUAACAUUAUUUCUAUUGAGUUACUUAUAGCUCUCUGUGGUUCAUUACAGCUGGAAGGUCCUCUGUUCUGAGACCAGUGUUCUGAGACCAGCGUUCUGAGACCAUGGCAAAUGUUGUCCACGUAUGUUUUGUGUGGUUUUCCCAGAGGUCUUCGUCCAUGAGAGGGAACCCACAGUAUGAGACUGCUGGCAGCCAGCUCAGGAUGUCUUGACACACUGACCAGCAAAUAUCAGCCUCCUGGCACUGAUCUUCUCACUGAUCUUGGGUAGACCUCCCUACAGCUAUUGGUUGGUCAGGUAUUGAAACCAGAGGACCCUUUUCACCUCUCAGCAUCCUGGUGUAGCGACCAUUUAGAUGCUGGUUAAGGGCAAAGAAACACACAAUAAUUGUUUAAAAAAUAUAUCUACCUUAUUCUGCCAACAAACAAAACUGUUUCAGUUAAACAUUGUGCUUCCCUAAAAAGCCACAACACUAUAUAUAGAUGGAUGGGCUUCCAGUUGGUUCAACAAUAUAAUCAUUACUGUAUUGGUCCUUUAUCAAAGAGACAUUCAGGAGGAUUCCAAUAAGGAGAAAUAACACUGACAGAAACUAUAGGAAAGCACCCUUCAUAGAUACAACCACAGUUGGUCCUGCUGUAUGCAAACAACCCCUUCCCUGCAUACAACUCAGACCUGGGCCAAAACACAGGAGAGCACCUGUACUUGGUAAUAUUCUAGACGGGUUCCUAGUGUACAAACUAGUUUAAAGUGAAAACUUUACAUUAAAUUUGGAUCGUUAAUUUUAAGAACAAAUCCCUAACUGAAAAACAAUGGUCUUUUUUUUUACAACAUUUUAAUCACAGCGUAGUUAUCACAAAACAACCACUAACAGGUCCUGAUCAUCAUUAUAAAGAGACACAUUUAAAUUAAACAAACCUAACGCAACAAUGCUGUAACGUUAGUAGCAUCAUUCACCGACAACACAUUCAAUUGUUUGUGAAGAUAGAUCACUAGUCUGAAAUAACACCUGUAAAUGUGAGGUUCCAACCUAAUGUUUUGUCACAGUUUAGGGCAGACAAUCAGGAACGUGUACUUUUUAAUCUGUAUGACAUCAUAGGGUUGUUGUAACAUCACUCAAUUAGCAGAGGAUAGCCACAAACACUUCCACAAACUGUGUUUGCAAUUGUGUGAUUACUACAGGCUGAGUAGUGACUGCUCUCUAGUGGAGGAACGGCAGGACACAAUUUUUGGCUGCGUUUAAACCCUGUUCUGAUUCCCCCCACUAAUUGGACUUUUGACUAAUCACAUCAGCUAUUUUGCCAUUAAUUGGGCAAAAUAUCAGAAUUGGGCUGCCUGUGUAAACUCAGCCUUCCACUUGAUUUGAAUAGUCACAUUUACUAAAGUCUGUACCAUUUUCUUCAAUAGUGAAAAUAUCCUCAAAAACCAAGCUAAAACAUGAAACGGUCAUCAUUACACUUUACUUAAAUAUAUAUAUUUUUUUUUACUUACAAUCACUUUUGUUUGACCUUUUCAUCCAAUCUUCCAUGUUGAAUUCCCUCUGAAAAAUCUUCUGGUGCUAAUUUAGUAAAUCUGCUUCUACGUUUACACAGGCAGCCCAAUUCAGAUCUUUUGCCAAUUAUUUGCAUAUAUGAUAACUAACUGAUCAUUUUCCUAAUGUGUAAACAGCACAAAACCACACGGAAUAUGUUCUUUUAACUUUCGAUUUAUACCACAUCCAUAUGUGGAUCUCAAACCUGACACAAACCAGAUCCUCCACAAGUGACUUGCCUGGACGAUCAGAUCUGAUGUUUUUUUGUAAUUUUUACAGGUCACCUGCCGUUACCAUGACAGGAAAUGAGCAUACAUGCAGUAAAGAGGUCACUGGGACCCAAAAGGUGGGGGAAGAACAACUGACCACUCUUGUUGAAGCCACGGAAAAUCAAGGCUGACCGCAAUACUGCAGGCAUUGCUAGCAGAAAACUGGAUCCCCCAUUAUAGUGAAUAGAAAAACUGCCAUUUUGUGGUCAAUCUUCAUGUAAAUAAAACAAUGUUUUGAAAACCAACAUGGUACCAAUAAUUGCUUCUAAUACACCGGAUGUAUGUCCUUGAACGGAUUUUUAAUUUAUUUUUUAAAUCCCACACAGAAAAAGUUAAGGAUAAUUGAGUUGCCAAUGGAAGCCUGCAGAACCCCGGCCAGCCUUUAACUAAAGUUACUCAUUGAGAGGGCGUAGCACUGAGUUUGCCUGCAAUGCCACUUCCUGGAGUAGCUCAAACUGCUCAUGUUAUGUCUCCAUGGGACUCCAUUUUAACCAACUUCAAUUGGUUUCAAUGCGCUAUGAAGUCUUCUCAAUAGGAAUGAAUGGUGUCACGUGAUCGAUGGUUUUGUCCAUUCACAUAUACACUAAUUGGGGAAUGUGCAAGGACGCCAUCAUUGUCGGCCAUUAAAAACAAUCUGAUCUAACAAAGUGGACAUUUGUUAAAUCCGUCAUGAUUUAUGAGUUCUAACAGGCCCACAAUGUGGUUACUAACACCAUAUUUGGAUAUAUUGGGCUGGCUGUUUUCACUGCAUAAUAUUUAGAAGUUAUUUUUGGGGUUUAGAAAUGUUUUCUGCUAAAUGCUAACUCUUGUUUGUAUAAGCUGGUAGCAUAGCUAGGCAUAUAGAAAUCGGUGGUGGUAGUUUAAUCCGUUUUUAAGUGUGAUGUACUUGAUUGUUGAUGAUGAUAUGAACAUGUAUUGGAGUUGACAUCCAUACAAGCAUUAUACCUCAAGAUUGGUGGCAAUGAGGAGAUUCUGAAUCUUUCCCCCCACGAGGAGGUAAUGUGCAUGGUGGCUCCAUGGCGUUUCCAUGGUGGCUUCAUGGCGUUUCCUUGGUAGCUCCAUGGCGUUUCCAUUAUUUUGGUUGAAUUCCAUUGAUCUCUUUACCGCAUCUUUGCGGUACUUCAGAGGCUACAUUAGUGUGAAUGUGGAAAGCUGAUAUGGGUCACCUGUAGAACUGAGUUUGGGCAGUCACAAAAAUUGGAUAUAGAAAGAAAAUCUGAGUUGGGUUCUUAGGGUGGCUGUGUAAACAUAGCCCAAAUGCCUUAUUUAUCCAUCAUAAACUGGAUUGGUAAGAUCUGAAUCAAACCCAUUGAAUUAAUAGAAGUAAAUCAAAACUAGAGCUAAAACAUGAAACAAGGGGAAUGUUGACUUAAGGCAGGGAAAGUUACAAGUCGUUGAAUUCAAAUAAGUCGGAAGGGCCAUGUUUAAGAUCACGCCAGUAAAACGUGCUAUUGUAUCACCAGUUGGGUUAUGAGAAGGGAGGAUAGAUAGAGGGAAGACACUACAAAAGGCAACCCUCUUCCUACGCAAUAGACCACUAGACACAACAAGGUUUAAUAAGAAGGUCAAUGGCCAGACUAGGGUGGGAAGUCACUAGCCAUUUUUCAAAGUACAGCAGAACACUUGUGCUGACUCCGAUGUGUAGACACUAGUGUUCUGCGUCCCAAAUGGAACCCUAUUCCCUAUAUAGUGUACUACUAUUGACCAGGUGCCAUUUGGGAUGCAACCAGUGUCUUCCAUGGUGGGUUGUCAGAGGGUAGGGUGAACAGAGCGUCAGUAACACUGGUGGUUGAACAUAGAUCACACGCCAUGGCAGGAGCGUCCACCAUAGCAGUUUUGGGGCUUUUGUUCCUCACGGAAUGCCACUCGGCUCCAGUGCAGUGUGGGGAGAUGGUGGGGCGUCUGCAGGCUGAGAUGGAGGACCUGGUGAGGGUGAUCAACGACCAGCACCACUACAUCCAGGGGCUUCACCUCAGCCAGGCCCAGAAGCUGCCUCAGAUCCCCCAGACACACCUCCAGACUGGGGGACAGUACAAAGACUGUGCUGAGAUAUAUAAGGAUGGGAACUCAGUUAGUGGCCUGUAUAUGAUCAGACCGGACCAAGCUCCCUCCUCCUUCAUGGUGUUCUGUGACAUGAGUGAUGGAGGAGGCUGGACUGUCUUCCAGAGGAGAAAGGACGGAAUGGAGUCAUUCGACAGAGCGUGGGUGGAGUAUAAGCAUGGUUUUGGAGACAGCGAGUCAGACGGAGAGUUCUGGCUAGGGAACGACCCCCUACACUACCUCACCUCUCAAGGCGACUACAACCUAAAGAUCAACAUGGAGGACUUUGACGGAAACCAGCGCUUCGCCAAGUACAAAAACAUGAAAGUGGAUGAUGAAAAGAACCAGUAUAAGCUUCAUCUGGGUGAGUACACUGGCAAUGCGGGGGACGCCCUCCCCGAAGCCCACCCCUCUCCCAGUGGGCAGUGGAACAGUCUAGGAGCCGGUCAACAGGGAGUCAAGUUCAGUACCUACGACCAUCCCAACAAGGACGAUGAGAAGUGUAUCCGCCAUGACAUGUCAGGGUGGUGGUUCAGCAAGUAUGACCUUCUGCAUUACUGUGGAGAUUUAGUUACCUCUGAACCACAGAGUAUUGGCCUCCUGUAUUACUGUGGAGAUUCCGUAACCUCUCAACAGAGUAUUGGCCUUCUGCAUUACUGUGGAGAUUCAGUAACCUCUGAACAACAGAAUAUUGGCCUCCUGUAUUACUGUGGAGAUUCAGUAACCUCUGAACAACAGAAUAUUGGCCUCCUGUAUUACUGUGGAGAUUCAGUAACCUCUCAACCACAGAGUAUUGGCCUCCUGUAUUACUGUGGAGAUUCAGUAACCUCCGAACAACAGAAUAUUGGCCUCCUGUAUUACUGUGGAGAUUCCGUAACCUCUGAACAACAGAAUAUUGGCCUCCUGUAUUACUGUGGAGAUUCAGUAACCUCUCAACCACAGAGUAUUGGCCUCCUGUAUUACUGUGGAGAUUCAGUAACCUCUGAACCACAGAGUAUUGGACUCCUGUAUUACUGUGGAGAUUCAGUAACCUCUGAACCACAGAGUAUUGGCCUCCUGUAUUACUGUGGAGAUUCAGUAACCUCUCAACAGAGUAUUGGCCUUCUGCAUUACUGUGGAGAUUCAGUAACCUCUGAACAACAGAAUAUUGGCCUCCUGAAUUACUGUGGAGAUUCAGUAACCUCUCAACAGAGUUUUGGCAAAAACAUUUUCCACAUCGACUCCCCUACAUAUUUAUUUGGACAGAGAAGCUAAAACUUUUAAUUUGGCUCUAUACUCCAGCAUUUUGAGAGAAAAUGUUUUGUAUGAUACAGUAUAAAGUAACACCUUUUUUUUACCAUUUAGAAAUGAAUGCAACCCCAUUUGAAGGUAUCAUAGGUACUUGGACAAAUUCACUUAUAGUGUAUACAAUUUAGUCAAGUUUAGUAUUUGGUCCCAUAUUCCUAUCCCGUCGUGACUACACAUUUGCAGUUUGAUUUGGUUAUGUUUUUCGCGUUAUGUUUACAGAUAAUCAUGAAUGAGUCGUGAAUAAUGACAAGUUACAGAUGCACAAAGAUCAUGCCCCCAAAAUAUCCUAACCUCACCAUUACCAAUAACAGAGGAUACAACAAAACAUGCUAACCUCUCACCAUUACCAAUAACAGGGGAUACAACAAAACCUGCUAACCUCUCACCAUUACCAAUAACAGGGGAUACAACAAAACAUGCUAACCUCUCACCAUUACCAAUAACAGGGGAUGGUAGCAUUUUUUUAGGGGUAUGAUAUUUAUGCCUCUAACUUUCUCACUAAUUAUUAUUGACGAUUCAUUCACGAUUAUCCGUAAUCAUGGUAGCAUCCACAUUAAUGUAGAAUUGUUGAGAAAUAUUAUAUUGUUAUUUACACUAAAAGUGACACAAUACAUUAUUUUCCCUUUUCUAUUGGGCACAACAUUAUCUGAAACACAACCAAAACAAA